AUGUUCUUUCCCCGUUCGGAGCUGGCAUACACUCGAUGCUAUUGCGAAGAAAACAUAUACAAGCUCUGUGAAUGGAUCAAGGAAAAACAUGAAAACGAAAUAGAUAACAUAUUGGUGGUGUUUAUCAGCAAUCCUGACCGUCGAGUACCACUUUGGGAGCAGUCGAGCGCUGUCGAAGGGAAUUUUGUGAUUUGGGACUAUCAUGUUAUCCUGCUGCAAUGCGUGGGAGACGGUACUGAUGGUAUCGUAUAUGACUUCGACAGUCGCCUACCAUUUCCAACGCCUUUUCGUGACUAUAUUUCACGAACAUUUCGCCCUAAUAUAGAUUUAGCAAGCGCAUUCAAAAGAUGGUUUCGCCUAAUCCCGUGCAGGAAUUUUCUUCGAUAUUUUGCGUCUGAUCGGUCGCACAUGCUCCAAGAUGGAGAAUAUAUCAUGGCACCACCAACUUACAAAGCCAUUUGCAUCCCAGGUGUACAAAUGAAUCUGGAUAGAUACAUUGACAUGACACAGAACGGCGACUCAGACAAAUACGGAACUAUACUGAGUGAAAUCGAGUUUUUCACUUACUGCAGAUCCGACUUCAGUAACUAACAUUAAUAACCAGGGACACCAUGUAAUCACUUAAUAUAAUUAAUAUACCAAUAGCAAUGUAGAAUAGAAAAUCCCUCCACCUAACUCAUGUGCGAUAAAACAAAAGAUUUCCAAAC
This is a messenger RNA of Umbelopsis ramanniana AG, 707 nucleotides long. RefSeq lists its product as uncharacterized. Lineage: Eukaryota; Fungi; Mucoromycota; Umbelopsidomycetes; Umbelopsidales; Umbelopsidaceae. Gene Ontology annotation, cellular component: nucleus; cytosol. Gene Ontology annotation, molecular function: protein-N-terminal asparagine amidohydrolase activity; protein-N-terminal glutamine amidohydrolase activity. The transcript is spliced from 7 exons. The record is from RefSeq and is a predicted model, not a curated record. Bases 1 to 591 code for a protein of 196 amino acids.